Thlaspi arvense is the source of this 2204-nucleotide messenger RNA. NCBI's taxonomy places the organism in Eukaryota, Viridiplantae, Streptophyta, Magnoliopsida, Brassicales, Brassicaceae. The record is from the annotation of a GenBank genome assembly.
CAUUUGUACGCAAAAAAAACAAUAUGGAAAUACUUUAUUAUGGUUUCAGGAUUAUAUAUAUAUAUGCCUAUAUGGAGAGCCGAAAACAAAGUUAGCACUUCUCUAUCACACACUCAAAAACCCACAAAGAUAACAAAAUGGGCAUAGAGCUUCAGAACCACCAGAGCCACCAGGCGGAAGUCGGCCCUGCGGAAGAGCCGUUGUCGCGGUGGCUGACAAAUACGCCGGCGCCACCAACCAUGUGGCAAGAGCUUGUUGGGUACAUAAAAGCAAACGUGUUGUCCAAGAAGAAUCAUAGAAGGAGCAAGACGAAGAACUCAUCAUCAAACCCGGUUUACUCUUGUCUUAAAUCGGUUUUUCCUAUACUAAGCUGGGGAAAACAAUACAGACUAAACAUGUUCAAGAAAGAUUUGAUGGCUGGUCUCACUCUCGCUAGCCUUUGCAUUCCUCAGAGCAUAGGAUAUGCUAAUUUGGCUGGACUUGAUCCAGAGUACGGUCUUUAUACAAGUGUGGUACCACCUCUGAUAUAUUCUACAAUGGGAAGUUCGAGAGAAUUAGCUAUUGGUCCUGUAGCUGUUGUUUCGCUUCUGCUUUCAUCAAUGGUUCGUGAUCUUCAAGAUCCGGUCACCGACCCAAUUGCUUACCGGAAAAUUAUCUUCACGGUCACGUUUUUUGCUGGCGCGUUUCAAGCCAUCUUUGGACUCUUCAGGCAAAUUAAUUGCAUAGAGAUUCGUUAUUAUUUCAUACAUAUAAAAAAUAACUGGCAACCUCUGAACUUUGUCAUUGGUAGCUCAUUCCUCAUUUUCAUCCUCCUAGCUAGAUUUAUUGGGAAAAGAAACAAAAAACUGUUUUGGAUUCCUGCAAUGGCGCCGCUUAUAUCAGUGAUAUUAGCAACCUUAAUCGUGUAUUUAACCAAUGCUGAGGCACGAGGGGUUAAGAUUGUUAAACACAUUAAACCAGGGUUUAACCAACCUUCGGUUAACCAAUUACAGUUUAACAGUCCACAUCUCGGCCAAGUCGUCAAAAUUGGUCUUAUUUCUGCAAUCAUCGCUCUCACGGAAGCAAUUGCAGUGGGGAGAUCUUUUGCGACAAUAAAAGGAUAUCGUCUAGAUGGGAACAAAGAGAUGAUGGCAAUGGGAUUUAGCAACAUCGCUGGUUCUUUUACAUCUUGCUAUGUAGCAACCGGGUCAUUUUCGAGGACGGCGGUGAAUUUUAGCGCCGGCUGCGAAACGGUGGUGUCGAACAUAGUAAUGGCGAUCACGGUGAUGAUCUCGCUUGAGGUUUUGACAAGGUUUCUCUACUUUACACCGACCGCAAUUCUUGCGUCCAUCAUUCUUUCGGCGCUUCCUGGCCUUAUCGAUAUCUCCGGCGCUUUGCACAUUUGGAAACUCGAUAAGCUCGAUUUUCUCGUCCUCAUCGCCGCCUUCUUCGGCGUCCUCUUUGCCUCCGUCGAGGUCGGCCUUCUCCUCGCCGUGGGGAUAUCGUUUAUGAGAAUUAUUUUGAGUUCAAUAAGACCAAACGCUGAGGCUUUAGGGAGGUUGUCAAGAACAGAUAUUUUCGGUGACAUAAAUCAGUACCCAAUGGCUACCAAGACUCAAGGAUUAUUGACUCUUCGAAUCAGCUCUCCAUUGCUAUGUUUUGCCAAUGCUAAUUUUAUUAGAGACCGAAUAUUGAAUUCAGUUCGAGAAGUAGAAGAAGAGGAAGAUGAACAAGAAGUUAGAAAGGAAAAACUUCUUCAAGUAGUAAUUCUCGACAUGUCUUGCGUGAUGGGGGUAGAUACAUCAGGAGUGGUCGCACUUGAAGAAUUACAUCAAGAGCUGGCUUCUAAUGACAUCCGGUUAGUGAUUGCUAGUCCGAGAUGGAGGGUACAUCACAAAUUGAAGCAAGCAAAAUUGGAGGAGAAACUGAAAAAUGAAAACAUAUUUAUGACAGUAGGAGAAGCCGUAGAUGUUUAUGUAAGAGCAAGGUCUACGUCGCAGGAUAUGUGUUGAUAUGUGAUAUGAGAAAAUCAUUUAUAAAAUAAUGUAAGAUUUGUAACAUAGAAAGCUUAAACGAGACUCGAAGCACAAAUUUCAAUGCAUAAAACUUAGUAAAAUUUCAAUCUAAUGACAUUGUGUGACUUCGAGAUCUUUGCUUUUUUGUUUGUACGGACGUAUAUGGAAUCAACGUCUUAAUUAUAUAUAUGGACAUGUCAAAUUUUAACU